CAUCGUAACGUCUAUAAGCUCAUCAACGAAAACACCAUUCAUUUUCUCCUAAUUCGUAUAUUCAUUUCUUGCUAACAAUAGCCAUCAACAAAAAGCGCAAGAGAAAACAAACGAAUGAUACCCAUUUCUUCUUCUUCACCACCUCUCUCUCUCUCUCCCGAUCUUUCAAUCGCUUAUUCUUCUGUUUCUACCUUCACUUUUAAAUUUCCCCUUAACUUCCCCCCUUUCUCCUCCUUUGUGGAAAUUUUUUUCAGGGUCCUUCGGGGGAAAAAUAAAGCGUUUUUCUUCUACUAUUAAAUUUGGGGUGGCUCCGUUCUGAGUGGCGGUAGCCAUCUCUCUUGGAGACCUGUUAUAAUAAUGACGGGUGGGAGUUCGUCCGAUAAUGAGUCGUCUCAACUGGCAGCGGCUCAUCUCCUCCGUAAUCAAGACAUGGAAGCUGGAAUCUCUGUUUCUCUUGAAACUGAUGGUGCUGCUGCAUCAGGAGUAGGAGGAGGAGGAGAGGAGAUGUUUGUGGAUCCUUUUUAUAUCACCACCACCAAGAAUGCACCCGUAGAAUCACUCAAACGAUGGAGGCAAGCAGCCCUGGUGCUUAAUGCCUCUCGUAGAUUCCGGUACACCUUGGACCUGAAAAAGGAAGAAGAAACUGAACAACAAAGACGAAUGAUUAGAGCUCAUGCACAAGUCAUCAGAGCAGCAUUGCUUUUCAAAUUGGCUGGACAGCGAGCAAUCGUGUUAGGUACAGCUGUAGCACCUCCAACUCCAUCUGGGGAAUAUGGAAUUGGGCUAGAGGAACUAGCUUCAAUGGGCAGGGAUCACAAUUCUUCUGCUUUACAACAAUACGGAGGGGUUAAUGGAUUAUCAGAGAUGUUGAAAACAAAUCUUGAUGCUGGAAUAACUGGUGAAGAAGGUGAUUUGACAGGGCGAAAGAAUGCUUUUGGAUCUAAUACAUACCCAACUAAGAAAGGGCGGAAAUUUUGGAAUUACCUAUGGGAUGCUUGGCAAGAUCUAACUCUCAUCAUUCUGAUGGUAGCUGCUGCUGCAUCAUUGACACUCGGAAUCAAAACAGAGGGUCUCAAGGAAGGUUGGUAUGACGGUGGAAGCAUUGCAUUUGCUGUUAUUCUCGUGAUAUUUGUUACAGCAACUAGUGAUUAUAAGCAAUCCCUCCAAUUUCAGAAUUUGAAUAAAGAGAAGCGAAAUAUACAGCUCGAGGUUAUAAGAGGUGGAAGGAGAGAAAAGAUUUCAAUAUUCAAUAUCGUUGUUGGUGAAAUUAUACCACUUAAGAUUGGUGAUCAGGUACCUGCUGAUGGAAUCUUAAUUAGUGGUCAUUCUCUAGCCAUAGAUGAAUCUUGCAUGACUGGAGAAUGUGAUCUCGUUAAUAAAAAUCAAAAGGCACCGUUCUUGAUGUCUGGUUGCAAGGUUGCAGAUGGCGCGGGGACUAUGCUGGUCACUGGUGUUGGGAUCAAUACAGAGUGGGGAUUGCUUAUGGCAAGUAUCUCUGAAGAUACCGGUGAAGAGACUCCAUUACAGGUGCGUCUGAAUGGUGUUGCAACUUUUAUCGGAAUAGUUGGGAUGACAGUAGCUCUUUUUGUACUUGUAGUCCUCUUAGCUAGGUGGGUAUAUUUAUUUUUAUUUUGGAUGGUUAUGGAUUUCAUGGUAUAUGAUCUUAUUCUAUACUAUUCUAGAUUCUUCACGGGAAAUUCAAGAGAUGAUAAUGGCAAUGUUGAAUUUAUCCGUGGAAAGACAUCUAUUGGUGAUGCAGUUGAUGGUGCCAUAAAGAUAAUUACAAUUGCAGUCACCAUUGUGGUUGUUGCUGUCCCAGAAGGACUUCCUUUGGCUGUUACAUUGACGCUAGCCUAUUCAAUGAGGAAAAUGAUGGCAGACAAGGCCUUGGUAAGGAGGCUUUCAGCUUGUGAAACUAUGGGCUCUGCAACAACUAUUUGCAGCGAUAAGACAGGCACUUUGACUCUAAAUCAGAUGACUGUUGUUGAGGCUUAUGUUGGCGGAAAGAAGAUUAAUCCACCCGAUGACAUUUCUCAAAUCAGUGCUGCAGUCUCCUCUCUACUAAAAGAUGGAAUUGCACAAAAUACAACUGGAAGUGUUUUUCCCUCUAAGGAUGGUGCUGGAAUAGAUAUUUCUGGGUCGCCUACAGAAAAAGCCAUCCUUCAAUGGGGUGUGAAGAUAGGGAUGGAGUUUGAUUCUGUCAGAUCAAAAUCCAAAAUUCUUUACGUCAGCCCAUUCAAUUCUGAGAAAAAAAGAGGAGGUGUUGCUUUAAGGCAGUCCAACUCUGAAGUUCAUAUACAUUGGAAAGGAGCUGCUGAAAUGGUCCUUGCCGCAUGUACAGGAUACCUUGAUAUUAAUGGUUCCUUGCAGUCCAUUGAUAAGGAGAAGGCUUCCCUCAAGAAUGCUAUCGAUGCCAUGGCUGCAAAAAGUUUACGAUGUGUCGCUAUUGCAUACAGAAAAUGUGAAAAUGACAAAGUUCCUAACCAAGCUGAGGAACUACAGAAUUGGGCAAUGCCCGAAGAUGAGCUGGUUAUGCUUGCUAUUGUUGGGAUAAAGGACCCUUGCCGGCCUGGUGUCAAAGAAGCAGUGAAGAUAUGUAAAGAUGCUGGUGUUAAGGUACGCAUGGUCACUGGUGAUAACAUUCAAACAGCCAAAGCCAUUGCCAUCGAGUGCGGAAUACUUGAUCCGAAUACAGAUACCUCGGAACCUGUUGUUAUUGAAGGAAAGACAUUCCGCCAAUUAUCUGAAAAAGAAAGGGAAAACAUUGCAAAGAGAAUAUCGGUUAUGGGAAGGUCUUCUCCUACUGAUAAGCUUUUACUUGUCCAAGCAUUGCGUAAAGGAGGGGAUGUUGUUGCUGUAACUGGUGAUGGAACUAAUGAUGCUCCUGCCCUCCACGAGGCUGACAUUGGCCUUUCCAUGGGUAUCCAAGGAACUGAAGUUGCAAAAGAGAGUUCCGACAUCAUCAUCUUGGAUGAUAAUUUUGCUUCUGUUGUAAAGGUUGUAAGGUGGGGUCGUUCAGUAUACGCAAAUAUUCAGAAAUUUAUCCAGUUCCAGCUGACCGUGAACGUUGCAGCACUUGUCAUUAAUGUUGUGGCAGCAAUUACAGCUGGUGACGUACCUUUAAAUGCAGUCCAGCUUUUGUGGGUUAAUCUUAUCAUGGACACUCUUGGAGCUUUGGCAUUGGCUACUGAACCACCAACCGAUAGUCUGAUGAAAAGAUCACCAGUUGGUCGAAGGGAACCUCUAAUCACAAAUAUCAUGUGGAGAAAUUUGUUUAUUCAGGCUUUAUAUCAAGUUAUCGUCCUCCUUAUUAUGAACUUCUCCGGGAGAUCUAUUCUUAACUUAAAUAGUGAUGAACAUUCUAACAAAUUGAUAAAUACAUUGAUUUUCAAUACAUUUGUCCUAUGUCAAAUAUGCAACGAGUUCAAUGCGCGAAAGCCUGAUCAGUUCAAUGUGUUCAAAGGAAUUACCCAAAACCGUCUCUUCAUGGCAAUAGUUGGAACAACAUUUAUACUUCAGAUCGUUAUUAUAGAGUUUCUUGGACACUUUGCAUCAACAGUCAGGCUUAGUUUGGGGCAAUGGAUUUUAUCCAUGGUUAUCGGUCUAGUCAGUUUUCCGCUUGCACUGGCUGGAAAACUCAUCCCAGUACCGAGGACUCCUUUUAUUAAGGUUUUCUUGAAACCAUACGAGAGAUGCAUACGCGCUCGAACAAGAUAA
Messenger RNA from Impatiens glandulifera, 3717 nucleotides. Its product is annotated as calcium-transporting ATPase 9, plasma membrane-type-like. Gene Ontology annotation, molecular function: ATP hydrolysis activity; P-type calcium transporter activity; calmodulin binding. Bases 358 to 3717 code for a protein of 1119 amino acids. The transcript has 32 exons. Gene Ontology annotation, biological process: calcium ion transmembrane transport. NCBI's taxonomy places the organism in Eukaryota, Viridiplantae, Streptophyta, Magnoliopsida, Ericales, Balsaminaceae. The record is from RefSeq and is a predicted model, not a curated record. Gene Ontology annotation, cellular component: intracellular membrane-bounded organelle; membrane.